GCACCGCCCCGUGGCUCCGCGAAGUUGAAUCCCGCGUGGCCCGCCGCAGGGCUCAGUCCACUCGCGUCCCCCCCACCCCCGGCUCUGCAGAGGGGCUGGACAGCUGUCCUGCCCGGUCGCGGCUUCGGGUGUCCGCGCUCCCGCGGGAAGAGAGCUCAACACCUUCGGGGACCUGGAGCCAGCUGGUUCCCAAGUAGCUGAAAUGAGAAAAAGGCAGCAAUCCCAAAAUGAAGGAACACAGGCUGUGUCUCCAGCACCCGGAAACCAGAGGCCCAACAACACCUGCUGCUUCUGCUGGUGCUGCUGCUGCAGCUGCUCCUGCCUCACCGUCAGGAACGAGGAGAGAGGAGACUCUGCGGGGAGACCCCCCCACACCACAAAAAUGGAGAGCAUCCAGGUCCUAGAGGAAUGCCAAAACCCCACUGCAGACGAGGUCAUGUCCUGGUCUCAAAAUUUUGACAAGAUGAUGAAGGCUCCUGCAGGAAGAAACCUUUUCCGAGAGUUCCUCCGAACAGAAUACAGCGAGGAGAACCUCCUCUUCUGGCUAGCCUGCGAAGACUUAAAGAAAGAGCAGAACAAAAAAGUCGUUGAAGAGAAGGCCAGGAUUAUAUAUGAAGACUACAUUUCUAUACUGUCGCCGAAGGAGGUCAGCCUGGAUUCCCGAGUUAGGGAGGUGAUCAACAGGAACCUGCUGGACCCCAGCCCUCACAUGUACGAAGAUGCCCAGCUGCAGAUCUACACCCUAAUGCACAGGGAUUCCUUCCCCAGAUUCCUGAACUCGCAAAUCUAUAAAACUUUUGUUGAAAGUACUGCCACCUCCUCUUCUGAAUCUUAAUUUUCGUUUGAAAGGCCAAAAAAAAAAAAAAGUAAUCAUUUCAGAGGGCUGGGAUGGGAAAUGUGAGUAGGUAAAUGACAUCAGAAAUUGAGUUCCUGGAGAACUACAGGUCGGCACCCUCGGGAUGCUGGCAAGAGACAGCCGUGAAGGUCUUUGUCUCCAUUGUUAUCAAGGUUAUCCAUGAUUCUGGGUGGAGGAAAGCCUAUAUAAGACAAUGAAUUGCCAAAUUAAGCUUGUCUGAUUCAACACUUGUUCUACUUGCAAGCAAACUGUGUUCCUAGUCCUCUGAACCGUCUCCUACUGCAUCUCCAGAGGCCGCAUGUGCAAAGUACAACAGCUUUGUUUGCCACUUAGUUGUACUAUUUAAUCUGUAGUGUACCUUAUCUAUGUAUUUCAGGACUUUUGUGCAAUAUGGUCUCUUAGAAACAAUUGCCAACAAAUUGGCUGUGGUUUGCAUUUUUUAAGCCUAAUCUGAUACAAAAAAGCUAUUUUAAACAUGCAACUGUGAUAGUUAACCAUGCUACAUACUAUGUUUAGUACAUGGACUUUGAAGCCAAUUUUUCUGUACAUGGAAAGAAAAAGUAGCUGUAUAUCUCUGCCUGUUGACGGGAUCUUGGUCUGAGAGUCCUCUGGUUGUUCACUGCCCAAACUCCGGCAUUUUCAUUACAGAAGAAUUUGCUAUGUUUAAAAGAAAAGAAAAUAAAACAGCAACAAAAAUCUAACAAUGAUAAAAAAUAUUUUAAAAAGCACAAAACAAUCUGAAGAUAUCCUAUCUCGCUGAAAAAAUCCGAGAGUGAUACUGUUUUUAGGUAUGAAAGAAGAAAUGAGUAUGUAUAUAUCAAAUGUCCGAUACUGUAAUUAAUUUAUUAAAGAAUGGCUCUCCAGUUCUAAAAUAGUUGUGUAAACGUAUGUAUGUCAGCAAGAAAACAAUAGGAUGCUUGAUAAUCCAGUGUGGGGCUAUGAAGGAAAAGAUUUAGUAGGGAAUGCCUACAUGCAGCACUGUGAAAGGCAUCUGAGGAACUGCGUCUGGCAUGUGGCGUAUUUGCCUGGGACAUAUAAUCCAGUGAAAAGCUUAAGUUUUUCCUAAGCAACAUUUUACAAGGGGUUAUGAAGAUGAAAACUUUGGAAGUCAGACCUUAACGGUUUUCAUGUGGUAUCUCAAGAAAGACUUAUUUUAACAUUGUUCAAAACAAACUACUAACCCUCACCCACAAUUAAAAGGCAGUACAGUGCUCAAAUUCUUUAGCUGCCAAUGUUAUUUUUUGUAAUUACACCAUCUCUUUACAUGAAAUACUCACCUGACCUUGGCAUGCAUUUCUGACCUUCAGAACGGUCAUAUUGUGCACAAAUCCAAAGUUACAACCAAUGUCAUAUUUAUAUCAAGGUCUUAUCUUUCAAUAUCAAUAUCCCCUGGAGACUAUUUUUUUAAUCUUAAACUCAAUGAAUAUAAUGUUGAGUAAUCUAAAAAAAUGGAAGAUUUAAAAAGAUUUAUAUCCACUGAGAAUACUGGCCUUAUAUUAAGGAUGAUAUUAAAAUUAUAGGUUUUAUUUGUCAUUUUUUUAACUACCUCUCAUUUUUUUAAUUUAUUAAACAUAUUUUUUUAAAAAGAAAAGUUUGGAGUUUUCUUUUUAAAUUUGUUUUACUUGACAGGUUGGCAUCAUGUUUCUUUUUCCAUAAAUUUAAAGCAUUUUAAGACUUGUUUUUUUAAAUGAGUAUGAUUUUCUAACUUAUAUAGAAUUCAGGAGCUAUGAUUAAAAGGGCUAUUACCUAUUCCCUAUGCAAAUAUUUUAACUGUUGCAGUGUUUGACAAAAUGGGAUUUUAAAAACAAUUGCAGAGUAGAAAACAAAAUGCUGUGUUUACACUGGCGGCGCUGACUAUCCUACCGUGUUCAGCACUUUUAAAUACAUUAUUUAUGUAGACAUAGUGAAGAUGCAGAUAGAAAAUAUUUAUAAUAGUCAUCUUUUAACAAAUGCCUGUGUUUUUUUCUGAAAGUGUUAGUGUAUUUAAGAUGUGCUUUAUCCAUGUUUCCUAGAUAUUUACUAUUUGUGUAGCUUCAGUAAUAUGUUGAGAAAAAGAUAGUUAUGAAGAUGUUUACAAAAAAAAAAUCCUAUUUUUUUUUCCUAAAGAGUCAAGAAAGCUUACAAAGAGCAUCGUCGCUUCUACUGUGAAGUCCCUUCAUCUAAAUCAUUUAACUCUUUUCUUGAUUACUGUUUCUUACGCUACUGUGAUGUGUACACGUUUAUAGUAUGGCAUCAUAUGUGUUUCUGUGUUUGAGGCACAAUGCAUUGGUGCGCGUACCAGGAGAUAUGUAAUAUACUAUGACGCCCUGCAUGCAAAGUUGUUUUCGAUGUAGCCUUUAUAAACCUGUUGUUACUGUGGAUGCUGGUGACUUACUAUCUUGGAUUAUCUUUACAAGAUGCUCUGGACUAUUAGGGGAAUUGUCUGCUUGACAAUGCAUCGAAUAUUUUACCAAAUGUAAAAGUUAAGGGCCUUCGUAAGGAGUCCUCAUUUCUAACCUGGGCAUUUGCUAUGUUUGCAUUGCAAAGUUGCUGUGUCUUUUUGGAACCCGGGUUAAGAAGUUUCAUCGAGAAAGUUCUAGGGCACAUUUGCACAAUCCGUGUCAUGGCGUGUGUGCAGUUUUGUGCUAAAAUCCGAUUUCAGGGGGAGGGUUCCUUAUUUCAUUUCAGAAUGUUUCAGGUUUGGAAGAGUGUGUCUGUGGUUUUUAAGGUACAGUAUGAUGUCUUCUGUUUAAAUCACAGAGAUAUAAUAAACCAACAAAAGCCCUC
Messenger RNA from Myodes glareolus (Bank vole), 3622 nucleotides. NCBI's taxonomy places the organism in Eukaryota, Metazoa, Chordata, Mammalia, Rodentia, Cricetidae. The record is from RefSeq and is a predicted model, not a curated record.